Molecule: messenger RNA, 5691 nt
Organism: Cylas formicarius (sweet potato weevil)
Lineage: Eukaryota; Metazoa; Arthropoda; Insecta; Coleoptera; Brentidae
Exons: 22
Coding region: 55-5274 (1739 amino acids)
Source: RefSeq, a predicted model, not a curated record
UCAGCUUUGACGUGGGUAGUGCGUAGUCAAAUUUUGAGUUUUUGGAAGAAAGCGAUGGAAAAUCCAAGUGCAACGAAUGAGGGUUUGGAGCCGACGAGUCGACCCAAAAUAACCCCAACCGUAAAAAGUGCCGAUCCGGUCGGACAGCAAAGGCAAUUGGAGAAAUCUACGCCCAAAAGAAAGCCUGCUAUCAAAAAAGCUGUCCUUGUUAAACCCAAAAUUGUGCCGUCUAUGGGCACCCGUAUCGAUCUACAGGACGUUGCGCAAUUAGAGAAGCCGAGAUCUCGCUAUGUUGUACCGGUGACCGAGAAGCAAAAGAGAUUGCUCGAGAAGAACAGGAAGAAUACCUACAAGAAAUUUUGCCGAUACGAAACCAUUGUGGUGGCAGAUCCAGUCACCUCUAAGAAACUACAAAGCGAGUUCGAGAUACCGUCCCCGGAAGUGUCGGUUGCCAAGGUCCCCCCCAGAGCGGUUACCCCUACUGCUAGCUGGUUACACGCGGAGCCUCAAACUAGCGAAGAGCUCCGUCUGAAGAAGCCCAAAAGUGGAAUCAUCGUGAACGUUGCGCAGGUCACGGACCCAUUGGGUGGUUACGACAGUUUCGAUUUAGUGUACUCGAGGAAACCUAGACCUUACACUCCGUAUCGAGAUGAGAAGCAUCUGGAUGACAUCGCGGAAGAAGGCGGGGAAUCGCGGAAAAGCGCGAAACGAAGAACGGCCGAAAAACAACCCAAAGGGGAAGGGGAUGUGGACCAGGACUUAACCGGCCAGUUCAUGAGUCAGGUGUCGAAAUUUUCACAAGCGGUGUAUGGCGAAAAAGGAGCUUUAGUUUCCAAGUCGGAAGCGGUGGAAAAGUACGUCCAGAAAUUUCGUCGCGACUCGGAAAUCAAAAGGCACCAACCGAAGAAGAGGAGAUUUCGAAGGGGAACGUUAGAAAGUCACUCCUUUACCGAUAUCAACCAGAUGGUGUUGAAGGAGUUCUAUUUCGGAUCGAAGCAGGGGACUUUGCACCAAGGGUCGGAACACGUUUCGGAAAAAGCCAGAGACGCGCAGGGCGUGUGCAUACCAGUGGCGGCGUAUUGUUUUUCUUUUUUGCGCCAUCCGAACAAAUGGACAUCGGACAACGUGGACGAAAUCGUCGAGACCGGCAGUCGGCUGUACUUGAGCAGUUUGAAAUGGUUACACCUGCACAGGUCCGGGAUAGAGUUGAAACCGGAGGAUUUGCAUAAGUAUUGCGUCAUAGGAAACAAAAAGAUUCGCUUCACCGUGGAAGAUCCGGAAGUUUCCGGCCUGAUCCGAUCGACGGACAAGAGGGUUUUCAAUCUGACCAAAGCGUUGAACAUAUUCUUCGCCAGGCAGAAAGCCGGAAUACUCCAGACGCAAGGCACGAAUGUGGCGAUAUGGAAAGACAAGUACUUUUACCUUUUCGACGGCAAGGCUAGAACCAAAGACCUUUACUGCUCACCCACCGGUACGGCCAUCAUGGCCAUUUUGUACGACGUACCGUCUUUGGUCACCGUACUUCUGCAGAGGUCAAACCUAGGAAAUUGGCCUUUCGUUAUUUACCCCAUAAAGGUGUUUAAGGUUUUAGGCAAAGACGACCCGGAAGAGGCAGAAGACAACGAAUGCUUAGACUCUAGGAGCACGUAUAACGUUUUGAACGCGACCAAGGCCGUGCUCUUGGGGUCCUUCGACUUGGGAGACAAGUGUUUCGGGUUUGCUCGGAACAAACAGUCUUUGCCCAUGUCAGUCGUCAGCCUGGUGUAUUCGAGGAUUACGCCACCAAGUGCGUGGCACCGAGCUACGGUGGACAAAAUUAUGAUUAUAGGAAACCAGUUGUAUGCGGAGUGUGCCGCAUCGCGAGCAGUGGACCUGGCCAGUCUGCCAGCGAUAUUCACCAUCGGUCCCUAUAUAGUCGAAAUCUACAUCUACGAGAACGUGACUAUGGACAUGAUGUACAAGAAAUGCUGCUGCCAGUUGAGCUGCGCGUUGGACGAUUAUUUCCGUAGCAACGCCAACGCUAUAGUGCAGAUCGACAAUUGCCAUCUGGCCGUGUGGAAGCAAAGAAAUAUGUAUUUCUGUUUCGACCCCUACUCACGCGGACUCGAAGGCUACGCAGAUAGAGAAGGACGGGCGUGCGUUUCGAUGCACUCCAAUCUCGAUUCGCUGAUCGAUCUCAUCGCCCACAACUUCGAUUCUAAGGAUCUCGUCUUUAGGGUUCACGCGUUGAAAGUGUGUAAGAUCCAUCGCGAUCCGGUGCAAAACGAACAUUUUCCUAAACACAUCCCAUUUGACGAAUUGCCGGCUGAGGUAGUCGGCAAAUAUAAGAUGAAAAGGAGCAAGAAACUGGCGACUGAGAAGCCUGUCACCGUAGAUUACUCCGCUCUAGCAAUGAGACGUUUGCUGAUGGGGGAAGCGUUAGAUGCGUCGAUAUACGAGAUUGAUUCAACGGUUCAGAGCUUGGCAGAGCAUCAAAUCCCUCCUCUUUUCCGUCCCUCGGUAGUGGAGCUUAUUGCCAAAACACCCGUUCAAACGGAUCUGGUUGCCGAUCUAGAUUCGCCCAGUUUAUCGGACACACAAAUCGAACCUCCGAGACCUGUGCCACCUAAGGAAGACCUGCUAGUUCCAUUUAUGGAUCUGGAUUCGUUUGAACUGACUCAAGAAGAAAUUGAACUGGAAGAAGCUUACGGAGAAAGUUACGAAGAUGAGCUUGGAGAUAAACAACAAACGGAAUCGAAGGAGCUGGACUUGUUUGCAGAUAUUGAAGGGAUCGAUCAGGUCGAGGACUUUUAUAGACCAAGUCCCGAAUACACCGCCAUGAUGACGCCAAAUAAGUUAAGCGGAGAGAUGAAUACAGAAUUAACCAUUUUCCCCAUCCGCAAAGAGAUCUUGUACCCUUCCUACAUAAGGGGGAGACAGCGAAUGAAAUCUCUCCGACCGGCUCGUGCUAAAGCAGAUUACUGGUCGGAUUCUUACGUACCUGUCAUCUCGGACGUCACCAAGUCGGAGGAAUUAACGAAAGAAACCAACUUCGUCGAGCUGCCGGACGAUUCUCAGAUAAUCCGAGGCCGCAGGAAUAUUUUCGAGUUCGGCGAUGACGUCGAGUAUAUGGCACCGUUCGUGUGCAUCAUGGCCGGCGUGGUGGCAAAGAAGUAUUCCGUUUUAUCUUGGACCGGUGACAUUGUGGACUACGUCCUCAAAUGCGGUUCGGAGCUGUUCAACGCGUCGAAAUUUCGUUACGAUCAGGUGGCCAAGAUGGAGAUACCGCAGAUAUCGCUGGGAAAAACCCGAUUCGCGUGUCUGGUCGAGUAUGUCUUCGACUCCUACAUCAGGCGCAACAUUUUGGAGUUGGCGAUCGGUAAAAUCCUGUUCGUCAGAUCGGACGCUGGGGUCUUGGUCACCCCUAAUUACGCUUGCGGCUUAAUGUACAGAAACCACCUUUACUAUAUGUACGACGGUUUUGGCAACAAUGAAGUCGGUCUGAUCGAUGGUCUCGGGAAGACAGGAGUCGCUUGCUUCUCGCGGUUCAAGGAUCUGCGUUCGUUGACCACGCGCAUUAUGUACAACAAAAGCAAGAGGGACGCUGCCGAUGACGUCACCUACACUAGAUUCGUGUUAAGUUCAGUGAAAGUGAAACGCGUACGCAGAUCGCGCGAGAAUUUGCCGCGCAAGGUUAAGAAAGUUUUCAAAGAGAAGAGAGAGGUCGCGAUCGAGGAAGCCGAAGACGGCACGGACGGGGAAGAUCAUCGUUACGUGCGGACGACGGCCAAAGAGGAGGUCAGCAAAGGUGGUUAUCGCUACAAGAGUGGUUUUUACGUCAUCGAAGGUGCUCGAGCGCUGGAAGUGCGCGAAGCAGACGCGAGCCAGCUUCGCGAGGAUCAUUUCGCGUGUUUGUGCGCCUGCCUGACACUGUUGUCGGUCCCGAUUCAGAAGUGGGAUUCGAAGAAAGUCGACGAGGUUUUGGAAUACGGUAAUCACGUUUACUCCCACGCCGACGACUUGGCUGUGUCGGACAAACGCACGAUCAAGAACGUCCUUAUCGGCAAGAACUUCUUCGACGUUAUAGUUAAACGGGUCCGGAUAGAGAAUUGGCGCGACAAUAAGGACUUGAGCACCGGCGUCGACACGCUGUUGAGGAAGAAAAUGGCGUAUUUCCUCGUACAGAUGGCGGACAAGUGUCUGGUGGUGCACAAGAGUGGCGACGGAUGUUUUCACGUGUUUUACCCUCACGGCGUACCUAGAGGGCGGGACACCGGAAGCGCCGAUCGAACGGAAGAAGACGAGGUGUAUACCGGGGAAGCAAUGGCUGGGUGGUUGAAGUGUGACGAUUUGGAUAUGGUUAAGAGGAGGCUGUCCAAGGAUCUUCCCGGUGGCGCCGAGAGUUACGAUUUUUACACGUUCGAAGUGACCUCGAUCAGAAAAGCUCCUAGGAAUAUGCUGAUCAACUACAGGCUUAACCAAUACGAAAUGGGACGGGCCGUAAAACCGGAGAAAUUCGAUAAGCCGUUUUACGAGGACGUCGAAUGGUUGAAGAUCGACCUACUUCCCUGGUCGCGAAGAGUGGCAACGUCGCCCGAAGGCCUGGAGAGGGGAGCGGCGGACAAGAUGUGGUACAACUGGAACGUUGAAUACGCGGACGAUUUGUAUUCGUUGACCAGCAAUAUUCACCAGACCUCUGAAAGGUUCGCACCUGAAUCGCGGGGUAAGCAGACGUUAUGCAAUCUGGUCACUUUUAUCGGAAUGCUGGAGAUCUACGACUUCACCGAAUGGAACCCGGCGGUGAUGGAUUCCGUUUUGGUGAACGGCGAUCAAUAUUUCCACGCCUGCGUCCGCGACAUCGGCGAGCAGGACUACGAGUUGUCCGUUGAUGACCUUAAAGAAGACUGUGACAUUUUCCCUUUCACCUUCAAGGUGAUCUUCACCGCGGUGGUCGAAGGCACGAUGUUCCUAGUGCGCAACACCCAGUUCAAUUUGUUUAAAGCUUUGAGAUUGUUUUUCGACGAUUUCGACCGAAGAUUCGGCAUCAUCUACGUCACCAAGCAGGACGCCAGCGCCAAGAAGCAGGUGGCGUUCGGGAAAACGAAAAAGCACGAGUAUUUCGUGUUCGACUGCGACUCGUACGGCGGCCAGAUGUUCUCGGAGGGACAAGAGAGGGCGUACGCGUUGAGGGCUACCACCCUCAAUAGGCUGUUGCACGUUUUGGUGUUGACGUUACGCGGCGGUGAUUUUUAUAUCUACCACGUCGACGUUGUCGAUUUGAAGCCGAUGAAUUGAAGUCAAAAAGAAACAAGAAGACCGUCUAAACAAGGCUUACCGUAGACGUGCUGUCGGAAGAACUUUGUGAUCCCUAAAUGCGGCGUGAAAAAUUCAAUCACUAUUAUAAGUUUAAACAUUCAAGAGGUCCUCAAUUACGCUGACAUUUUAUGAGAAUACUACUAAUACUUGCAUUCUUACACUUCAAAUGAGAAAGAAGAGAAACAACCUGUAUCGACUUUUUUUCUUGGUAAAUAAAAUGUGGACUAGUCGAAUCGCCCUGUAGAUAAUUAUUGAGCGUUCAACAUUUAAAAAGAGUUAAAUCUAAUUAAAUUUUUACUAUUAGUAUUUGUUAUUACUGGAAUAUUUGAGAAAUAAGAAACUUAAUUUAGCUUCACGUUGGAGGGGGGUGUAACCUAGUGGGCAUCGGCAAUUACU